GUACCUUGGAUUCAACAACCUCACGGGUCCCAUACCUGAUUCCAUCAGCGUUCUCUCCUCCCUCUACACUCUCACGCUUCAGAGCAAUCAGCUAUCAGGCUCCAUCCCCUCUGGCUUCUCAGCACUCAGGAAGAUUAACAUGCUGUGGAUAGCAGACAACUCUCUCUCGGGCCCACUCCCCGAGUUUCUGGGUGCCCUCAACGCCACCGUGCAGCUCCUCUUGGAUGGCAAUGCGUUCGAAGGGCAGCUGCCUGCAGCCAUCUGCAACCUCACGGCAUUAGAGGCCAUUGGCUUGAGCAACAAUCAUCUCUACGGCAGCUUCCCCACCUGCCUGUUCAACUUCCCUGCCCUCAACUACGUCGACAUGAGCAACAACUCGUUCUACGGCCCGAUCAACAUGGACUUUGUGGGCAUGGUCCCCAAGGUUGAGCAACCCUAUUCCCUCAUUCCACUGUCCCUCCCCCCCUCCUUCCCCAACCCCCUUCUCCCCCGCAGCGACAUGAGCAACAACUCGUUCUACGGCCCCAUCAACAUGGACUUUGUCGGCAUGGUCCCCAAGCCCACCAGCGGCUACACCAAGCCAGCGGUCAUCAACCUCGCCCACAACUACUUUUACGGCGACCCCAUCGUGUACGCGGGGGGCUUUAAGGCGUGCCCCACCCCCCGCAUCACCCGAAUCAACAUGUCUGAUCUCAAUAGUUUGGGGGAUAGUGCCGGGGGUAGCAAGCGCAGCGAAUCUGACUCGGCUCUAGAGGCUGUGCAGUGCGUUGCGGCGUAUGCGACUGUGCAGGCGAGCUAUAAGGGCAAUUGUCUGUCGGUGAACAGGCAGGUUAAGUGCGCUGUGACGGAGGUGCAGAGGGGUGCAGAGGAGUGCGCGGCGUUCUGCAGUGUGACAGACCUGGGGCCGUGCAAUGGGAGGGGGGCGUGUGUGCCGCCCGAGCAGGGGACGAGUGGGGGGGCGUUCAAGUGCAGUCAUUGCGAGUCUCAUCUCCCACCUGGGAAUCGUUCUGCUUUGCUUGCCUUGAGGCUCCUCAACCCACUCACGUCCUUCACACUCCCUCACCCCUCAUGUCCUCACCUUGGUGCCCUCACCCUCCCGUGCCCCACAGCAACCUCGUCCUCUAUCCCCAUGAUAGCCAUCGUGGGUCUCAGUUGCCUGCUGGGCAUCGCGCUCCUGGCGUCUGUGCUCUGCCUGCUGCUGCGCCCCAAAAAGAAGAAGCGCUGGAGCGACCUGGACGUGUGUCAGCAGUUCUCCAUCGCAACAAUGAGGAAGGCCACCAACGACUGGGCAGAGGAGAAUGUGCUGGGCGAGGGGGGCUUCGCCAUCAACGUGUUGGGCGAAAGGGGCUUUGCGGUCGUGUACAAGGGGGUCAACCCUGCCACGGGGCAGCUCUGGGCUGUCAAGCGCAUCAUCCUCAUGUCAGUUUCUCCCAUCAGUUUCUCCCAUCAGUUUCCCCCAUCAGUUUCCCCCAUCAGUUUCCCCCAUCAGUUUCUCCCAUCAGUUUCUCCCAUCAGCUUCCCCCAUCAGUUUCCCCCAUCAGUUUCCCCCAUCAGUUUCCCCCAUCAGUUUCCCCCAUCAGUUUCUCCCAUCAGCUUCUCCCAUCAGUUUCCCCCAUCAGUUUCCCCCAUCAGUUUCUCCCAUCAGCUUCUCCCAUCAGCUUCCCCCAUCAGUUUCCCCCAUCAGUUUCCCCCAUCAGUUUUCCCCAUCAGUUUCCCCCAUCAGUUUCUCCCAUCAGUCUCUCCCAUCAGCUUCCCCCAUCAGUUUCCCCCAUCAGUUUCCCCCAUGGCGAGUCUGCAUCAUGCACGCCAACCUGGUGCGGCUGCUGGGCUUUUGUCACAACAUGGAUAUGAAGAGUGGCAAGCAGGAGCAGAUCCUCUCAUCCUUUCAUGCUUGUUCCUUAACCCACGUGCUUGUGCCUUAACCCACGUGCGGGCGAUGGCGAGUCUGCAUCACGCCAACCUGGUGAGGCUACUGGGCUUCUGCCACGACAUGGACAUGGAGAGCGGCAAGCAGGAGCAGAUCCUCGUGUAUGAGUUUGUCGAGCAUGGGGACCUCUCCUUCCACCUCUUCAAGACGCAGAAGCCGCUGACGCUGAGGCAGCGGUUGAAGCUGGCGGUGGGGGCAGCGGAGGGGUUGGCAUAUCUGCACGGCUUUGAGAAUCCCAUCAUUCACCGCGACAUCAAGCCCGCCAACAUCCUCGUCGGGGAUAACCUUACUGCCAAGGUAGCGGACUUUGGGCUGCUGAGGAAGCUCAAGUUUGGGGAGGGCGAGGGGAGGGCGACCAAGGUGGCGGGCACGCCGGGGUAUGUGGACCCGGACUACAAUCGCACGGAGCUGGUUACCACCAAAAGCGACGUCUACAGCUUCGGCGUCGUGCUGCUGGAAAUGCUCAGCGGGCGCCGCGUCACUGUGGAGGGCGGCACGCACAUUGGCAAAUGGGCGACCACGCUGGUGCAGAGCUACUCGCUCGAGGAGCUCAAGGACCGUCGGAUGGACGCCUCAGAGGAUGCCGUCGUCGAACUCGCAGAUCUGGCCCUUGAUUGCAUCAAGAUGCCCGGGAUCCGACGGCCGGAAAUGAAAGACGUGGUGAGGCGGCUGGAUGCGAUGCUGACGGUUCACACGGUGGAGGAGGAAGACGAGAACGUGGUUGGGGAUCUCUUCUCAGCGUUCUCCGUUGGUUCGGCUGGCGAGGCUGGUUCGGCAGGCAUUGGCGGUUCGGCAGGCACGUUUGGUUCAACCACCACUGGUGGUUCGGCAACCACGAUUGGUUCGGCAGGCGUGCCUGUGUCUGGGUCUAAUGCUACAGGCGCGCCGAGCCAAAGGGAUGAGCGGUACAGUGAAAUCGUCGUGGAGAGGGAAGAUGAAUUCAAACGGCAUUCCGUGGAAAGUGCAUCGCAGAGCUACAUCAGCUCCCUCGGUCAAUCCGUCUCUCGCCCCGUCCUGGCCGUCUCGCUUCCCCCUCACACCCUCCCCGCAGCCACCCGUUGCUGCAGGAAUGCGCCGAGGGGUCAGAUCACCAACCGUCUGCUCUGCCUGCGCAACCACAUGCUGCUUGCAGGCCUGCUCAACCGCACCCUCUUAAUCCCUUUCCACCGCUCUGAAACCAUCCUCAACUACGACCUGCACUUAGUGCUCGACCUCGCUUAUCUCAGAUCGUGCAUCGGCCCCACCGUCUUCACCACUGCUGAGUUCAGGAGAAAAUUCAGGCGGCCUGUUCAGGUGUCUCAGGUGGUGUGUUGGCACGGCCCCCCUGGGGCAUGUGCGGAUCAGGUUGAUAACAUUCUGUUGCACUGCCCUGGUCUUGACGAGAUGAGGCGAGAUGAUGGGAGCGGGAGCGGUGGGAAUGAUGACGCUGCUGCUGCUGAUGGCGCUGCUGUUGGUGAUGGUGAUGCAGCUGGUGAUGAUGGUGAUAAUGGUGCUGCUGGUGGGAUGGCAAGCGAUGGUGGGAGUGGGAUGGCAGCAGGCACGCCAGGGGUUGUAUUCGACACACGAGUGCCAGUCUCCCACUCGCUCUUCCGCUCUCCUCUCGUGCAUUUGCCUCCCAACACCACCACCCACGCUGCCUGCCUGCCCAUGCUCGCCUCUCCACAGCAGGUGCUGCGUGCCUGGGGCAGCAACCCCUCCCCCGUGCUUGUGGUGGGCGACCUGCUCAACCUGCACGUCUCUCACGCACAUGAAGGGACUUUAACAGGGGGCGCCACACAUGAGCCUCCUGCACAAGUGGAGGAAAACAUGGAUGGAGAAACGCCUCAGCAGUCCCCUGCUGAUGGAACCACCACCACCAUCACAGCACAGCAGCAGCCCUUUCUCGACCUGCCUUUCCGCCGCUCCGCCGCCUGCCCCUCGCCGCUCCUCCUGCGCCCGCGCCCCGCGCUGCUGGAGAGCGCUGAGCUGCUGGUGGGGCGGCUGUUUGGGGGGCGGCCGUUCCUGGCACUACACUGGCGGCGGGGCGACUUCAAGCCCUGGUGCUUCUGGCGCGGGCCCAAACAUGCUUGCUUCUACCCCGUGCAUCAGGUGGCGCAUUGGGUGGUGGAGAGGGUGAGGGAGAGCGGCAUUCAAGAGCUGUUCCUUGCCACCAACGCCAAGCUCAAGGAGUGCCAUUUCAUUGCGGAUCAGAGCCCUGAAGCAUGCAUGGCUCUCCCAUAG
Molecule: messenger RNA, 4147 nt
Organism: Closterium sp. NIES-65
Lineage: Eukaryota; Viridiplantae; Streptophyta; Zygnematophyceae; Desmidiales; Closteriaceae
Source: the annotation of a GenBank genome assembly